AUGAAGCGGAAGAACUUUGAUGAAGGGUACGGGAAUACGGAGCCUCGCACAGAUCUUUCAUCUAGAGAAGCGCAGCUCUCUGUUGCGACGGUUUUUGGCGACGCGGCUCGACCUGGCUCGACUGACGGCGGCGCGGCUACUGAUUUCGUGGCAGUGAAACCGAAGUCGUCCCAUUGCACUUCUCCACAUUUAUCUAGCACGGGCACCGGAAGGGGAAGCAGCAGACGGACUUGCGCGGGGAGGCGGUCCGUGAAAGGCGGCGGAAACAGCGGCGACAGUAUUACCACUAGCGAGGCGAUUCGUCAAGCGGAGGGAAAAAAGCUGCGCGCUGCGCUGGUGCCAACUUGUCUACCCGAGGAUGGCUAUUCUUGGCUGAAAUAUGGCGAGAAACCGCUUAUGAACCAGCCUAAUUGCCUGCGGUCGUACUUCCGCUGCGCGGGUUCGGGUUUGGCAGGAGCAGAGCCUUGCCGUGCGAAACGAACCGUCGAUUGGCGCGUCGACACGCAACCAGCGAGUUUCCAUCUCGCCUUCUGCCUCAUCCCCGAGCGUUUGCGAAACGGAUGGUUCGUUUCGGGCGAAACUGGCGACGGGAUUGUCAACGAGUUUUUUGGGACGCGGCGAUAA
Molecule: messenger RNA, 624 nt
Organism: Closterium sp. Yama58-4
Lineage: Eukaryota; Viridiplantae; Streptophyta; Zygnematophyceae; Desmidiales; Closteriaceae
Source: the annotation of a GenBank genome assembly